AUGUCUUCAUCCUUCUAUAUCCUUACAUUUAUUUCUCUGAUCUCAUUAUUUCAAAUCCAUGCUACACCUGCACCUGGACCUGAAAGUCAAGGACGAAAUUUAAUUCAAUUUGGUAGUAUGAUUGGAAAAAUACUAGACAAAUCUCCAUUAGACUAUAAUGGUUAUGGUUGUUGGUGUGGUUUUGGUGGUAAAGGUGAACCAGUUGAUGGUACAGAUGCUUGUUGCAAAGUUCAUGAUCACUGUUAUGAUGAAAUUAUUAAGUCUCGAGAAAAUCUUCUUUCAUGCUCACCUUAUGUUAGUUUUUAUAGUUGGGACUUAGAUCCUAACACUGCACUUCCACGUUGUCAAAAUACACCAGGUUCAUGCACACAUCGUGUUUGUGAAUGUGAUCGUGCUGUUACUGAAUGUUAUAAACAAAAUGCUCAUACAUUUAAUAAAUCCUUAAAAUGUCCCAAAUAA
This is a messenger RNA of Rotaria sp. Silwood1, 459 nucleotides long. Lineage: Eukaryota; Metazoa; Rotifera; Eurotatoria; Philodinida; Philodinidae. The record is from the annotation of a GenBank genome assembly.